Messenger RNA from Anisakis simplex (herring worm), 681 nucleotides. The record is from the annotation of a GenBank genome assembly. Lineage: Eukaryota; Metazoa; Nematoda; Chromadorea; Rhabditida; Anisakidae.
AUGGUCGUCAUUGAAGCAAGCGAACGUUUUUACCAGCAAAUUAUUGAUGCACAUAAUCGUUUCAGGGCACAGCAUGGAUCAGAGCCGUUGGUGGUCAGCGCAGAGCUGAGCGAGCAGGCACAGAAUUGGGCUAAUAAAUUGGCAUUGCGAGGACAUUUGGCUUAUUGUGAAUUACCUGGUAUUGGUGAAAAUAUAACGUUUUUUCCGUUAUGGAUCGAUGGUGAAAAGGUGGUAGAGCACUGGUAUAACGAACAUGUGAAGUACGAAUAUGAUACGCCUGGUUGGCAGGCAGGAACCAAUUAUUUCACUCAAGUGGUUUGGAAAUCUACUAGUGAGAUCGGCAUUGGACGGUCGUUUGUUGCAGCGCGGCCUGUUGAGCAACAAACAGCACUUGGUGCGAUUGCUUUGCCCACACCCACAAUUACUGCAGUGCAACAGAGAGAAUUGAAUGCCAUCAAUAAUAAUAGCAAUGACAUCGGUGCUUGUCAUAAUGGUGACAAUAUUGACAGCGAUAUUAACACUGCAAAUAAAAUUUUGUUGACAACUAGCAGUGAAAGCACUAGCAACAAUCCCUUCCCAGGCGAACAAAUUGUGGUGGUAUUUUAUCGACCGGCUGGUAAUAACAAUCGAGCCGGGCAGUUCGCUACGAAUGUUUUGAAGCCGAAAGUUGUGAGCAAUUGA